UCAGUUUAAUUCACAACCCUGUUUUCUCCAUUCCCUUUUAGCUGUACACAAUGCUUUACUCAUUAACAACUAAAUUGAAGCGACAAAUAUUUAAUGUUGUGUCUUCCCUUUGAAUGUCAUAGUGCUGAUAUUGCUUGCUUGUGGCCAACCUAAAAUAGAUGAUGAAAUCUUUCUUCUCAUUUUUUUCGGGGUGUAACUUAGGUAAUAAAAUAGGAAAACUAAAUUUUCUUUGAAUGGGGAUAACUUCUUUUGUUUAAUGUGCUAUCGCCAAGACAUACCUAAGGCAAUGAAGGGUGCUGCUGAGGGCUUUUGGGUUCUAGCCUUCUGGGCUUCUCUCUGGGAAAGGUACUUGGGUUUCUUUUAGACUUUGGUUUCCUCGUCUUUUAUACAGGCUUAACCACAAAGACUACUGUAGACUUAUCAUGAGAAAUGAACUCACACGUGCCAGAAGGGAUCAGUGUAGUAGCUGACAGUAAAUCCUCUAUCAAUUAAAAGACAUUACCCACGUAGCAAAGAAGAUGAUGCUGAAAUAGGCAACAGAAAGAAACAGUGACUAAGUGGAUAUGAACUGUCCGCUGUCCUUUGCUGCGGCUCCUGGGUGUGACUGUCCUAUGUGUGUGUAGAGUAUAAGGUCCUAUACUGAAGCAUAAUGCAUACGCAGGAGGCUUGGGCUCUAAAUGUCAUUUCAGCAAUGUGCCUGUGGAAGCUGGGACGCUGCCUUGGAAGUCAGGAAUUGCUGCAUGACCUUUGGGCGUCUGGGAGAGAUGCCUGUACCUGCACCCGGCGCUGGAAGGUGCCAGGCCCUUCCUAGCCCGGCGAUCUGCGGACUGCUUAAUGCCUCCUAGCACACAUCUCCACGGAAAAGAGCACUUCUUCCCGUUUGUCCUCAGUCUGGUGCGGGCUGGUUUUUAUUUUGCCUUGUUGCAAGUAGGCGAAGUCCCUUCGGUCUCCGUCUCCUUUGGAGACACGACGCGAAGGGGAAACUUAGACAUUGGAAGGAGCGAGAAUAAACACCUAAGGACGGCGCGCAGAGCUGAGGCUCAGACCGAAGAACUUGGGGAGCCCGAGGCGGCCCGGGAGACAGGAGAGAUUCCAUUUGUAAGUGAAGGAAGCUGCUUCUACUUGGGAGUGGCAGGAAAAGUGAGAAAACCACAUGGAAGACUCCCAGGAUUUAAAUGAACAAUCAGUAAAGAAAACGUGCACAGAAUCCGAUGUUUCGGAACCUCAGAAUUCCAGGUCUAUGGAAAUGCAGGACCUGGCAAGCCCUCACACUCUCGUUGGAGGUAGUGAUACGCCUGGUAGCUCCAAACUGGAUAAACCUAAUCUCAGCAGCACGUCCGUCACUACAAACGGGACAGGAGGGGACAACAUGACUGUUUUAAAUACGGCAGACUGGUUGCUGAGUUGCAACACGCCCUCCUCCGCAACAAUGUCUCUUCUUGCAGUCAAAACAGAGCCUUUGAACAGCAAUGAAACCACAACCACGACUGGAGAUGGAGCGCUUGACACUUUUACUGGGUCAGUAAUAACAAGCAGCGGCUAUAGCCCCCGAUCAGCGCAUCAGUACUCCCCACAGCUAUAUCCCUCCAAGCCCUAUCCACACAUUCUUUCUACACCAGCAGCUCAAACAAUGUCUGCCUACGCAGGCCAGACUCAGUAUUCGGGGAUGCAGCAGCCAGCGGUGUACACAGCCUACUCACAGACAGGACAGCCCUACAGCCUGCCCACCUACGAUCUGGGUGUGAUGUUGCCAGCCAUCAAGACAGAGGGUGGCCUUUCCCAAACUCAGUCACCACUGCAGAGUGGCUGCCUCAGUUACAGCCCGGGGUUUUCUACCCCGCAGCCAGGCCAGACGCCUUACUCUUACCAAAUGCCAGGUUCUAGUUUUGCACCAUCCUCCACUAUUUAUGCAAAUAACUCAGUUUCGAACUCAACAAAUUUCAGUGGUUCGCAACAGGAUUACCCAUCCUACACAGCCUUUGGCCAAAAUCAGUAUGCACAGUAUUACUCAGCGUCAACGUAUGGAGCGUAUAUGACAUCAAAUAACACUGCUGACUGCACGCCACCAUCAGCGUCCACUUACCAGCUGCAGGAGUCUCUCCCCGGGCUUACUAGCCAACCAGGAGAAUUUGACACCGUGCAGAGCCCCUCCACACCCAUCAAAGAUCUUGAUGAUCGAACAUGUAGGAACUCUGGAUCGAAGUCCCGGGGAAGAGGCCGGAAAAAUAACCCCUCUCCACCUCCCGACAGUGACCUGGAGCGUGUGUUUGUCUGGGAUUUGGAUGAAACCAUCAUUGUUUUUCACUCUCUCCUCACUGGAUCUUAUGCACAGAAGUACGGCAAGGAUCCUCCCAUGGCCGUAACCCUUGGACUCCGAAUGGAGGAAAUGAUUUUUAACCUUGCUGAUACACAUUUGUUUUUUAAUGACUUAGAGGAGUGCGAUCAAGUUCACAUAGAUGAUGUUUCCUCUGAUGAUAACGGGCAGGACUUAAGUACCUACAGUUUUGCAACUGAUGGCUUCCAUGCAGCUGCAAGUAGUGCAAACCUUUGUUUGCCAACAGGUGUAAGAGGAGGAGUGGACUGGAUGAGGAAGUUGGCUUUUCGUUACAGAAGAGUAAAAGAGUUAUAUAACACCUACAAGAACAAUGUCGGAGGACUCCUUGGCCCUGCAAAGAGGGACGCCUGGCUGCAGUUGAGGGCAGAGAUUGAAGGCCUGACAGAUUCCUGGCUCACAAAUGCACUUAAAUCUUUAUCAAUUAUUAGCACUAGGAGUAACUGUGUAAAUGUCUUGGUCACAACAACCCAACUGAUCCCAGCACUUGCAAAGGUUCUACUCUAUAGCUUAGGCGGUGCUUUCCCCAUUGAAAAUAUUUACAGUGCAACUAAAAUAGGAAAAGAAAGUUGCUUUGAACGAAUAAUGCAAAGGUUUGGCAGAAAAGUAGUAUAUGUUGUAAUUGGGGAUGGUGUAGAAGAAGAACAGGCAGCAAAAAAGCACAACAUGCCCUUUUGGAGGAUAUCAAGUCACUCGGACCUCUUGGCUCUACAUCAAGCACUGGAAUUAGAGUAUUUGUAACUGUGUUCUCUAGCUGGAGAUCCACUUUUUUAUAUUUCAAGUACACUGAAUUUUUAUGUGUGAUUCAAUGCCUCUGGCUCUACACAUAUAAAUUGUCUUAAAGGAUGAAAUCAUACUUGGAAUGAGAAUUCCGGAAUGAAGAAUUCAGAUUACUGAAUGGAAUUAAACUUUAGUGCUACAGAAAGGAAACUCUAUGGUCUUAUAUUUACAACACGGUAAUGGUUUAAAAAAUCUAUGGAGGUUGCUGGUGCACAUGGAAUGAGUCCCAACUGGAAUGAACAGCUUUAGCAAAGAACUCUCAAGCCUCCCACACAGCAACACCUGAGCUCCGUGUGACAAGGUGAUCAACAACAUUCCUCAAAAUGGGAGACGCUCUCAGCCCUGAGGUUUGAAUAUGACUUUAGCCUACCUAGCCCAGAAAAUCUGAAUUGGAAUGCACUCAGACUUAUAAGGACAGUCUUCUCUAGACCUGUAAUUUGUGUAAAUUAUUGAUGAAAAUAAUUUACUGAGACUUUAUUAGCAGCUGACUUUGAAAGUGGAUGCAAUUUUUCUUUCAUUUGGUGGGGAGGGGAGAGGGAAGGGAGAUGGGAAUAUAAUAUUGUCUCUUUUUUAAGUUUGGCAAACAGAAUGUUCAUACUGACGUGUUGUGCCUUAAAGACAAGACAGCAUUUGUGUGUUACCAUGUAACUUUGGUUUAAAAAAAAACCUCUGUAGAUAAAAAAAAGCAAAAAAAAAAAUUGUAAUAAUUCUUAACAUGACCAAAUUUAAAAUUAAAGCUAUCAAAGUUUAUUACUAUAUAAAAAAGAAACCAAGUAUUUGUUGCAAAAAAAACCCUAUCAGUAGCAAUAAAGUGAAGCUUAUAUUGUAUUUGGGUUCUUAAUAAUUCCAGUAAUUGUAUGAGGCAACUCUCUGUGCAUCCAGCCAUACAGAGAAGGUUUGGGAGAAACGGGACCUUUACUUGGAAAGCAAAAUUUACACAGAAGUCUCAAGGAUCCUUUCUACAGUUCUACUGAAGAAAGCCUAAGAGCCAUAUUCUUGACAAGUUGCAGUUUUGAGUUUGAGACUUUUGAUUUAUAAAUUGUCUAGAGAAGUACCUGACUAUGAAAAUUAUUUCCAGUCAUCAAUCAAAUAUCUUUAGAAUAUGCUGUAGACAUAACUUCAAAUUUACACUGAGUGAAUAUGCCUUAAAUAUAAUACAACUAAGUACAUUUAUUCCCAAUGCCACUUGAGAAAGGGAAGUAUCCCCAGUCAUGAAAGGUGGGUGCACCAGAUAACUUCCAAGGAAUGAAGUGAGUCUAUAAAAAUUUCACCCAGAAUAUCACCAUAAACUGAAUUAGCAAGUGAGCCAGAUUUUGGCAGCUUCAUCAAAUGACAACAUUGAAAUAGUACUGGUUCCCUGUCUUAACACAUCCAUCCAAGGUCUCCACAUUACAGACUUGGAUGUGUUGGGUUUUGCCCGUACUGUUACUGAACAACAGAGUGCUUUCAUUGCAAGGAGGACCUGUUAUUGUUGUGUUUGCAUGUUGUUUUCUUCAUUGAUAUGUAGCCCGUGUUGGAAACAUGGUACAGGUUUUCCUGUCAUUUUUUAUGACAUGAUUUCCCUUGUAGAAAUUUUAAGACUUUGAGAUCUAAAGUAUUCUAGGGGCUUCUGCACAUGCAGCUGUGCAUUGAAAAUAGCACGAUGUGAGUGCUGGAGAGUCCAGCUAGGAGUCGGGGUCUCUAACUAGAGGUUGGUUCACAAUGGGCCAUCAACAGAGGCUUCUGAGUUCUAGAUGAGGUCACUUCUUGGCUCCUAGGUCACUACAUGCACUAUGGAGAGACAGUUUUAUUUGGUUAGACCCUAAACCUGCAUUUCUUCAUUGACUUCUGAGGCCACGUUUAUGAUGGGCAGACAGGUAAUGAGAUCUCAAUUGCCUAUAUUCAUCAGAUAAACUUUGCACUUUCAAUGGGGCUGCCCUUACCCCAAGUACUACAGCAAGCAAAUUAUGGUUGGAAUCUUUUUAUAAUACUAUUACUCAAACAAUAAUACAUUGUAUACUUCUGUUGACCUCUACUUUGAAAAUAGCAAUUAGAAAAAUUAAAGAGUUGGAAUUGAUUCUCAGUACUUUUACAUGCUAAGAUCUGUAAUACUUAUCAUCAUGAAUAAAACAAGCUAUUUUUGCUUUAUAGCCAGCUUCUUUAAAACACAGAACUAUGGCACUAUGUCUAAAUUCUUGAUUCAAUUUUUAUACCAAGGAAGCAAGUCCUCCUGUGUUGCUAAAGGUUCAGGUACCUAAAGAACCAACACAAAGCUGCCUAAUAGGCUCUAGCCUCUCCCAGUGCUGUUUUACACACACACGCACGCACACACACACACACACACACACACACA
Molecule: messenger RNA, 5444 nt
Organism: Octodon degus (degu)
Lineage: Eukaryota; Metazoa; Chordata; Mammalia; Rodentia; Octodontidae
Gene: Eya4
Product: EYA transcriptional coactivator and phosphatase 4
Exons: 21
Coding region: 1154-3073 (639 amino acids)
Biological process (GO): positive regulation of DNA repair; multicellular organism development; negative regulation of extrinsic apoptotic signaling pathway in absence of ligand
Cellular component (GO): nucleus
Molecular function (GO): protein tyrosine phosphatase activity
Source: RefSeq, a predicted model, not a curated record